Messenger RNA from Erigeron canadensis, 628 nucleotides. Its product is annotated as heavy metal-associated isoprenylated plant protein 23. Bases 12 to 455 code for a protein of 147 amino acids. Gene Ontology annotation, molecular function: metal ion binding. The transcript has 2 exons. Lineage: Eukaryota; Viridiplantae; Streptophyta; Magnoliopsida; Asterales; Asteraceae. The record is from RefSeq and is a predicted model, not a curated record.
AAACAAAAAAAAUGGGAAUCUCAGGAACAUUGGAGUACAUAUCAGACUUGAUGAGCCAUAGCCAUAAACACAAAAACAAGAAGAGGAAGCAAUUACAAACCGUCAAUUUAAAAGUUCGCAUGGACUGUGAUGGUUGCGAGCGAAAGGUCAAGAAAGCCCUCUCUUCUCUUUCUGGAGUGAAGAAGGUUGAAAUAGAUAGAAAACAACAAAAGGUGACAGUGAAUGGGUAUGUGGAAGCAAACAAGGUGUUAAAGAAGGCACAAUCAACAGGCAAAAAGUCAGAGAUAUGGCCGUACGUGCCCUACAAUCUUGUGGCACAUCCUUAUGUUGCUCAAGUUUAUGACAAGAAGGCUCCUCCUGGUUUUGUUCGAAAGGUGGAAAGUGUCACUACAUAUGAAGACCCUUAUGUUACCUUAUUUAGCGACGAUAAUCCUAACGCUUGUUCUAUUAUGUAGCUUAAUUAGUAGUUACCAAAACCACGUCGUUUUUUUUUUUUUUUUCCGAAGCAUGUAAGAUUUGAUUCCAAAUAGGUAGUACGUACGUCUAGUUGGUGCGGCUGUUGGAUUUGUGUAAUGUAUAGUUGUAUACGCGCAUGUCUACCUGUUCUAUUGUUAGCUAGCUAGCUAGC